CAGUUGACGGAGCACUGGAGACAAGUGAGGAUCGCGGGGAACCGAUCAGAGCCGAGACAGAAAAAUUUCAAAAGAGAAAGAGUGAAAUUGAAAAGCCAUUGCCUUUGCAAAAAUGAUGAAGUGGAUUUUUGUUGUGAUGAUCGCGUCUCUACUAGCAGUAGCCCAGGCCCAACGACCUGCCUUUGCAGGCAUGCGUCCACCUGGUGGCCUAAGUCAGAAGGACAAGUACCAUGCCACGCAGAAUACGGCCGUGGAGAACAUCACCGGAGUGGAUAUAGUUACGAGAUUCGGCGAACCCUCACCCACCCAGCAGACACCCAUCAUCAAUUUAGCCCAUGGUGAAGUUCAAAGACCGCCAAUUGGAGUCCCCCUAGUGCUGCCCAUCAGUGCCUACGUUCCCGACACGCAGCCAUCACGUCCAGCCGUUCCAACCGUGGUCAAUCGCUUUGGCGAAGCGGAUGCCAGCUCGCCUUUUCCAACAGCUGGUGCUCCCUUCUUCACUGCCAGCUCGCCUGUUCCCACUGCUGGUGCCCCAAUCUUCACAGCCAAUCCUUCUGCCGCCGCCCUCCCAAUUGAUGCCCAUGGCGACCAGGAGUAUGUGAAUCACCUAAGUAGCCUGCCCGUGGAGAACCAGCCAUUCUGGUUCAUCAACUAUCAGCACAUUGAGGCUUUGAGGAAUAGCUCCAGGCCAAAUGUGGGAGCUCUGGAGACGCGGGGAUCUUUCUUUGGCGGCUAAAACUUGAAUCGUAAUUUUUCAAACUUUUCGCUUAGUUUAUACGUGUGUGUGUUAAUAUGAGAAAUUAUGUGUAUAUUUAUUUAUUUUUGUAUA
Drosophila persimilis is the source of this 829-nucleotide messenger RNA. RefSeq lists its product as uncharacterized. The coding region runs from base 113 to 736 and encodes 207 amino acids. Lineage: Eukaryota; Metazoa; Arthropoda; Insecta; Diptera; Drosophilidae. The transcript has 2 exons. The record is from RefSeq and is a predicted model, not a curated record.